Messenger RNA from Penicillium cinerascens, 1626 nucleotides. RefSeq names its product putative GABA permease. Bases 1 to 1626 code for a protein of 541 amino acids. NCBI's taxonomy places the organism in Eukaryota, Fungi, Ascomycota, Eurotiomycetes, Eurotiales, Aspergillaceae. Gene Ontology annotation, molecular function: transmembrane transporter activity. Gene Ontology annotation, cellular component: membrane. Gene Ontology annotation, biological process: transmembrane transport. The transcript is spliced from 8 exons. The record is from RefSeq and is a predicted model, not a curated record.
AUGGCGGACGAGAUCAAACCUCCGAUGGUCGAUAACAAGACGCUGCAGGCGGCGGGCGUUGGUGAGAUCGUGGAUGAGCGGGCUGGGGAUACGGAGCUGCUCGCGACGCUGGGAUACAAGCAGGAAUUGCGUCGCCACUAUUCGACCGUCCAGAUCUUUGCGGUUGCGUUUAGUAUUAUGGGACUGUUGCCGUCCAUUGCGUCGACGCUUUCGUUUUCAAUGCCGGCUGGCCCUGUCGGCAUGGUUUGGGGUAUGAGAUGGCUGACUGCAAGUGUCUUCAUCUUCAUCGUCAGUAUUGCAAUGGCCGACUUGGCCUCGGCCAUGCCCACAGCCGGCGGCCUCUACUUCUGGACACACUACUACGCCACUGAGAAAUGGAAGAAUCCACUCAGCUUCCUGGUCGGCUACAGCAACACACUCGGGCUUAUCGGAGGCCUUUGCUCCAUCGACUACGGCUUCGCCAACAUGCUCCUCUCGAUGAUCUCCAUCGCACGCGACGGGAACUGGACCGCUUCAAGACCCAUCAUCUAUGGCACGUACGUGGCAACCGUCUUUUCGCACGGCUUCAUCGCCAUCUUCUUCGCUAGGGUCAUGCCCAAAAUCCAGUCGAUUUGUAUUUUCCUCAACAUCGGCCUUGUCGUUGCUACCGUCAUUGCACUGCCGAUUGGGAAAGCUCACAAUGCCCCGCCUGUGAACUCGGGGUCGUAUGUGUUUGGUAGUGUUGAGAAUUUGACCACCUGGCCCGCGGGUUGGACGUUCAUGUUGGCAUGGUUGUCGCCUAUCUGGACGAUCGGUGCUUUUGACUCGUGUGUGCAUAUGAGUGAGGAGGCGACGCAUGCUGCUCGUGCCGUGCCGUUGGGGAUUAUUUCGUCUACCGGCCUGUGCGGGAUUCUGGGAUUCUUGUCGAUGGCUGUUAUUGCGGCGUCGAUGAGCACGAAUAUUGAGAUUCUGAAUUCGAGUUUCGGGCAGCCUAUGGCUCAGAUCUACUAUGACGCUCUGGGUAAGCAGGGUGCCCUCGGGUUCAUGGCGGUCGUCGCAGCCGUUCAAUUUUUCAUGGGACUCAGUAUCGUCCUCGCUGCCUCCCGUCAGAGCUGGGCAUUUUCCCGCGACGGUGCCCUUCCCUUCUCACACUUCUUCCGCAAAGUCAGCCAGCACAGACUGAUGCGCUACCAGCCCAUGCGCAUGGUUUGCGGUGUUGUGGUUGCGGCCGCAGCCAUUGGUCUCCUAUCUCUGAUUGACAACGCCGCCGCCAACGCACUGUUCUCGCUCGCCGUUGCUGGAAAUGACGUCGCGUGGAUGACGCCUAUCCUGUGCCGCCUUCUAUGGGGCAAGGAUAAGUUUGUCCCGGGUGAAUUCUAUACUGGCAAGUUCAGUAAGCCGAUUGGUUGGAUUGCGGUGAUUUAUCUGAUCUUUGCUAUCGUGCUGUGCAUGGUUCCUACUGGGGGGCCUAAUCCGACACCGGAGAAUAUGAAUUAUACGGUUGUUAUUAACGGGGCUCUCUGGCUCGGUUCACUGCUGUAUUAUGUUGUUCAUGCUAGGAAGACAUUCAAUGGUCCUCAGACUACGGUUGGACCGGAAGAUGAGGGAAAGAGGCUUGAGACGGAGACGGAAAAGAGUGGGCUUUAA